This is a messenger RNA of Castor canadensis (American beaver), 1100 nucleotides long. The record is from RefSeq and is a predicted model, not a curated record. Lineage: Eukaryota; Metazoa; Chordata; Mammalia; Rodentia; Castoridae.
AUGGAGCUGUGGGUGACCCUGGCUUGUACUACUGAGUUUGCCUGGUCCCCUGAAACUUCAGCAUCAGCGACAGAGGGAGGAGAAUUUGCUGUGUGCUGCUGGUACUUUGUGUUCUGUGUACCCUUAUCUUCCAGUUCCAAGGAGGGCUUCGGGUCAGUGGAGAAGGUUGUGUUGCUCACAUUUCUCUCAGCGGUUAUUCUGAUGGCCAUCCUGGGCAACCUGCUGGUGAUGGUGGCUGUGUGCAGGGACAGGCAGCUCAGGAAAAUAAAAACCAAUUAUUUCAUUGUAUCUCUUGCCUUUGCGGAUCUGCUGGUUUCGGUGUUGGUGAUGCCCUUUGGUGCCAUUGAGCUGGUUCAAGACAUCUGGAUUUAUGGAGAGAUGUUUUGCCUUGUUCGGACAUCUCUAGACGUCCUGCUUACAACAGCAUCAAUUUUUCACCUGUGCUGCAUUUCCCUGGAUAGGUAAGGUCAGAGCAAUGUGUAUAGUUGAACUUGUGCUAGAGGCAAUGACCUGGUGGAUAUUGUUGGAUAUUGUGCAUUGCCCUUCUUUCUUCCCUAAUUUAUUACAAGAAAUAAAUCUCAGAGAGGUAAAUUUGAUAACUGAGUUAUUUAUUCAGUCUUUGCAGAGGGACCCUUUUCAGCCAGCUACUUUCUAAUUUCUUAUAGACCCAAAUAUUAGUAAGACCUAUAACCCACCCCCCUCCAAGGAGCUUACAGUCUAGGUUGUGAUAGGUACCAGCAAUCAGGUUUACUCUAGAGCUUUGAAUUUUAUACUGAUGCCAUGAAUAAAAUUCUGAGGAAGCCAAACAUCAAGAAUGAAUCCAUCUGUGCUGGUGGGGGGUUGGGGAGGGCAGGAGGCAGCAGGGUCAAUUCAGAAUGAACAUGGUCUCUUCCUACAGAUUCUUUUCCAGAAAGUUAGAAGUGAUAUUAAGAUCUCAAAUAAUGGCUUGUUUGGGGAGCCCACAUCUAGUAUUUCAUUCCUGCUGCAUAAUUUUGUUCUUUUUCUUCAUAUUUGACUUCAGGAGCUUAAGGAUUUCCAUUUCUGUCUCAUUUGUUAGAGAUGUAUGUUUAUCACUUCUAUCAACACUUCCCUUUUUCCAA